AUGAUUUUAACAUCUGAAGAAAAAUCACCUAAUCUUUGGGCAAAAGUUAUUUAUGCUGCUAAAGAUGAUGAAUUAUCAUUAAAUGAAGGAGAAUUAAUUAGAGAUAUUAUUGAAGUUAUUGGUAGAUGGAGGAAAGGUACUAGUAAAGAUAGAACACGUACUGGACUAUUCCCAGUAAUAGGAAACGAAGUAAGAUCUAGGAGUGAUGAACGUAGUAGUGAUGUUGGAAUAUAUGAGAAACAAAUUUUGCGUAAAUGA
This is a messenger RNA of Diversispora eburnea, 258 nucleotides long. The record is from the annotation of a GenBank genome assembly. NCBI's taxonomy places the organism in Eukaryota, Fungi, Glomeromycota, Glomeromycetes, Diversisporales, Diversisporaceae.